AUGUCGGAUUCUCUUGCCCAGACUCUCUGGAACGCGCGGGUUCCCCUCUACGUCAACCAUGCGUCGUCGCCAACGACGCCGUUCAUCACGAGCAUUCCUCGAUUCAGCUACCUGGCGCUGCUGCUCCCUCGACUGUCGGCAUUCUUCCAGACGACGUGCUCGAGCUUUCAUUUCGAAGAGGUGCAGCUCCGGAACUUCCCCGCCGGUCUGCUGAUGGAUCUGUACCAGCCCAGUUUGCCUUGGCGGCUGACGGUCAGCGACGGGGUGGGAUGGGACAUUGCCGAUACAUUUCUCAACUGCGCCAAAGAAGCCGACUUCAUCCGCAACGGCAACGCGAACCAGAUCAUGAAGAUGUCCAAGGAGCACACGACGCAACUGUGGCACGCCGUCAUGGACAACGACUACACCUCCUUCAGCAAGGUCCAAAGCCGUCUGCUGAACGCUCCGACGGCGCUCAAGCACGUCCCCAUCCGCGUCUUUGUUCCCUCCAAGCCUCCAGACCCGGCCGAUGCCGAGGCCGACGUUGAGGCCGGCGCCGACGCCAGCGCCGGGGACCGAAGGGUAGCCGUGGCCGGGUCCUUUGCCGUCGUCCAGUCCCUCGCGCCGGCCAUGACUCCGGACCGCAGGCCAAAGCUGCUCGGCCAAGCGCUCAAGGAUGCGAUGCCGAGGCUCUUCCCCAGUAGCCGCGACCCCGUGCUGGCGAAUGUGUUGCUGCACGGCGCACCCGUACCCUUGGUGGCCCCCUUGGCGGAACUCAUGAAGGAGGCGGCCUACCCCGAUGGCUGGCUGUACUUGGUCGUCACAGUCUGA
Messenger RNA from Drechmeria coniospora, 810 nucleotides. Its product is annotated as ATG5 protein. The transcript is spliced from 2 exons. Gene Ontology annotation, cellular component: Atg12-Atg5-Atg16 complex; cytoplasm; phagophore assembly site membrane. Lineage: Eukaryota; Fungi; Ascomycota; Sordariomycetes; Hypocreales; Ophiocordycipitaceae. Bases 1 to 810 code for a protein of 269 amino acids. Gene Ontology annotation, biological process: autophagosome assembly; cellular response to nitrogen starvation; autophagy of mitochondrion. The record is from RefSeq and is a predicted model, not a curated record.